AUGGCAUCGAUACGGCCUGCCUUUUCUCAAUUGAGCGGCCAGUCCCUCAAGCCGCAAUGGCGACAGCUUCGACAGCAGCUACAAGCAUUAAAGAUCAGUCCUAGUUUGACGGGGAGGAGGACAGUGUCAACAGAGAGCUCGAGAUCGAACGAGCUGGUGCCGGCAGACAAAUCGGUCGAAGAUCUAGGCCAGGUGGUACCACUUGCUAGACAUGCGCGACCGCUGCCCGUGUCGCCGUCAUACUUCUCGCGCCAGACGCGGUUCUACGAUGCCUACACCCAGCUUCAGGCCCUCAACAGGAAGUAUGGGCAUCUCCCACCUGCACCACCCGGAUUGCUCGAGAGAGUGGCUUGGAAGCCGCUCAACGACUUCAGGUUGUCAGUGGGCGAGCAAGUGAAGGCGACCGAGUUCAAGAAGUGCAUGGACAUCGUCAAGAGGCUCAGCAGCAUUCACCCGUCGCUUUCGACACCCGCGAUUACGGAGGCAGUUCAGAUUUUCAAGCGAGACAUCAACCCAUACAGCAACAUGACAAAGCCCAUCCCCAUUGACAAGUUUGGACGGGCCCUUGGCGUUGGCCGCAGGAAGUCAUCGGUGGCUCGUGCCUGGGUCGUCGAGGGCACAGGAGAGGUGCUCAUCAAUGGGAAGUCUCUUGCGGACGCCUUUGGACGAGUGCAUGAUCGGGAGAGUGCCAUUUUUGCUCUACGGUCUACGGAGAGGAUGGACAAGUACAAUGUCUGGGCUUUGGUUGAGGGCGGUGGAACGACCGGUCAGGCAGAAGCUCUCACUCUGGCCGUGGCUAAGGCGCUGAUGGCACAUGAGCCAGCAUUGAAGCCGGCACUACGACGAGCGGGUUGCGUCACCCGAGACCCGAGAAGAGUCGAGAGGAAGAAGGCUGGUCACCUCAAGGCCAGAAAGAGCCCUACUUGGGUCAAGAGAUAA
Molecule: messenger RNA, 939 nt
Organism: Phaeoacremonium minimum UCRPA7
Lineage: Eukaryota; Fungi; Ascomycota; Sordariomycetes; Togniniales; Togniniaceae
Product: putative 40s ribosomal protein s9 protein
Exons: 2
Coding region: 1-939 (312 amino acids)
Biological process (GO): translation
Cellular component (GO): mitochondrial small ribosomal subunit; ribosome
Molecular function (GO): RNA binding; structural constituent of ribosome
Source: RefSeq, a predicted model, not a curated record